Messenger RNA from Peniophora sp. CBMAI 1063, 572 nucleotides. NCBI's taxonomy places the organism in Eukaryota, Fungi, Basidiomycota, Agaricomycetes, Russulales, Peniophoraceae. The record is from the annotation of a GenBank genome assembly.
GAGGCACGGUCUCCCGUGGAAGCCGCCCGCCGGUUCGCACAAAGACGCCAAGUCCAAACGGGCGCACGUCCGACCCAGCAGUCACCAUUGAGGGCCGCAUCAUUCCCUACAACGACAACAGCCGCCCAAUCUUCCUGCAGCGCAACGGCCAUGCAGUCCCGCUACUCCUCCCCGCCUCCGUUAACCGUGGUCACCUCGCGCUGCAAGCCCGCAUCAACGCCGAAGCUGGGAAAUACGUCGAGACUGCUGACUUCGUACGCACGAUACCCAGCCACACGUCCAACGCUGCUGCCUCCGCGCUCUUCUUCGCCCACGUCGUGGCGGUUCGCCAGCACACGACCUUCAUCAUCCGCCAGGCCGAACAGUUCAUUGGUCCAGAGGUCGACUCGUCGGAACCCAGCCUCACGACCGAUGAGGCCGUCCAACGGUUCGAGCAGGUUCUCGUCCAUCAACCGUUCGGCAUCCAGCCUGUCGCCCGCCUGGACAACACUCUCGCCCGCAACGCUUACCUCCGUACCACCGAAGCACGCUUUCUUGAGGCCCUGGCCGACUACCUCAAUGCAACAGGAUGA